AUCUUUUCAGUGGAUAACGGCAUUUCAGAUUUUGGCUUGACCACUACAUCUGGAUAGUUAGAAUGAUUUAUGUCUACUUCCAUCCAAAUGUUGAGAAAUGGAUGGAAAAAUUGGAAGAAUGUGAAAUCAAGAGAAAAGUAACAAUCAAAACCAUCAUUAUGUCAGUUUCUUUAUUUUUUGAAAAAGCACUUAAUCAAAUUAAAGACGAUUCCAAAUCAAAUCCUGAUGCAACCCCUCAGUGUUGUAGAUGUUGCAUCUUCCUUAGUACAUGGAAGAAGUGCAGUAGCUGCUAAAGCCUCAUCAAGUGAUAAAACUGCUGCCAUAUUAUCUAUGCAUGUGGCUGGUGACAGGGCACCAGUGAAUACAUAAACUGAAGGAGUUGA
Molecule: messenger RNA, 383 nt
Organism: Vicia villosa (hairy vetch)
Lineage: Eukaryota; Viridiplantae; Streptophyta; Magnoliopsida; Fabales; Fabaceae
Product: protein REDUCED WALL ACETYLATION 3-like
Exons: 3
Coding region: 63-293 (76 amino acids)
Source: RefSeq, a predicted model, not a curated record